Nicotiana attenuata is the source of this 1379-nucleotide messenger RNA. Its product is annotated as zinc finger protein 1-like. The transcript has a single exon. NCBI's taxonomy places the organism in Eukaryota, Viridiplantae, Streptophyta, Magnoliopsida, Solanales, Solanaceae. The record is from RefSeq and is a predicted model, not a curated record. Bases 264 to 1094 code for a protein of 276 amino acids.
UGGUCUUCCACUACUAUUCCUUAUUUGAAGACUGCUAAAAACCAAAAGAGUAGCUGCAUGAGAUGGUCACUAGAGUACCCACCACUCCACCUUCCUCUUCCCUAACUUAAACAACUUUUGGCUCAAUAUUCCUUCAUCAAAUUUCUUCAUCUCUUCCCAACAAUAUUAUUCUCUUGUAGCUUUUUCUUUUCGCGUCAAAAUCUUGAUCAGACAAGGACGAUUUCAACUCUGUGUAUCCCUUGAUUCUAAAAUUGUUAGGUGAAAUGGAACAAGCAAGAUGUUGGAUGAGUGCAAAGAGAAAACAUGACAUAACAUUAUCAAAUCAUCCUUCUUUGUAUGGCGAUUCGUGGGAAGAGCAAGCUUUUGCUGAAGAUGCAGCUGGAGCUCUUGGAGGUUGUAUAUGGCCACCAAGAUUUUAUACUUGUAGCUUUUGUAGAAGAGAAUUCAGGUCAGCUCAAGCUCUAGGUGGUCAUAUGAAUGUUCAUAGAAGGGAUAGAGCAAGAAUGAAACAAUCUCCUCCAUCUAAUAUUCCAAGUGGUGAUCAUCAAAAUCAAGUAUUUAUUCCUCCUCAUCACAAUAAUAGCCAUGUUCAAUACCCUUCUCAUCAAAUUUGUACCUUUAUGUACAACCCUAAUUCUGACUCUGACCAUGGAGUUCUAAGGUCACCUAAUUCUGAUCCCUUGCCAAUUAGGGUUUCUUCUCAAAAGACCUUAGCAACUCAUUCUUCCUUUUCAUCAAUUGUCCAAGAACAAAACAAGAACAAGUUGUCAUCUCCUCCUUCAUGGUCAAACUUGGUGGCUGACAAAUACUCUUGUCUCUCAAAUGUGAAAAAUCAUGAGGAGAAAAAGUUGAAAUCUAUAGAUUUCAAGAAAGAAGAGAGGAAUCUAGAAGUCAUAGACCCUAUCUCUAGGGCUAAACUAGACCAUGUUGCAAUUACUAAUUGCAAAAGAAGAAGAGUUGAUGAGGAAAAUAAUACCCCAUUUGCAAAUCUCUUCCCUAAAACAAGUUCAAUGGAAAGGUGUCGUCCUCAAUCAGAAGCACUUGAAAGGAUCCCUAAUGCCAUAGAGGAAUUGGAUCUUGAGCUGAGGCUUUGAAAAUUCUAAGGUGAAGUGAAUUUGCGAAAAUUGGUUUGCCUACAAAAAUACAACUCCUAUGAUAAUCACAACAACUUGUCAAUCUCUUGUUCAUUUCUUUCUGUAUGUUUCACUCUCCUCCUUUCUUUCUUUCACUUUUUUCUGAUUUUAAGCUAAACUUGCAGAGUGUAAGAAUGACUUAAGGAUAUUAUGAAAGGCUUCAAAUAUUUCUCUAAACAUGAGAAAGGUCUUUUGUCAAACACUAUAUGUGUGUAACUUAUAUAAAUUUUGAGUUUAUGGAUCAUA